GUGCAGCCUAAUAGAAAUGUGAUGAGAAUUUGGGCAGCUCUAGUACAGCACUGCUUUAACUACUGCACAAACCAGUACUAACAAUAAUGGUCUCUAUGUCUUAUAUAAAAGUCCAAGCAUAUCGCAAAGAAGCAUCACAAACAAGGACAACAGAUAGACCAAAGGUAAGAAUAACCCAUAUAUUUAGACUUAGAACUGAAUCUAUGACAGUUCGUGCUAUUCUUUAGUUGUUGGGUACUAACAGCUUCAGAAUAUUCUGCAGUGGAAAGAUUAAAAUUGGGAUGCCCUAAGAGAGACAAAUGCCUACAGAUUCCUAGUAAGCUUCCAAGAGCUGAAGUCUUGGAUGACUUGACAACUAACUUACCUAGCUCAUAGUAGCCUCUGUGGGGUCUAGUUUGGAUUUGAUGAAAUUAUAUUAUUAGGAGCUGGACUAAGGAAGGGGAGAGUAUUUCUUGUCUGUGUCAACCCUGAAUGGAUCAAAGAUUGAGGAAAACUUUUUGCAGUGUUUUCAUGCAAAAACUUAUUCAUGCAGAAUAAGACAGUUGAAUCCAAAAAGUGAAAGUGGAAGUACUGAUAUGAAAUGUUUCAGUUGUCAAGUUUGGAAUCUUCUUCUAGGACAUGAAGUAAACGUACAUCAGAAGAAAAAACAAAGCAUUGUGUGCAUAUCACUGUCAUGCUCUAAAAAUGGUAAUAGUGGCAAUAUUUGGAAACUUCUCUAGAAAGCUGAAUUAGAUUUAUAGACUAAUUCAGGUUGGAUAGGACUUCUGGAGAUCAUCUGGCCCUGUCCCCUCUUGAAGAAGGACCAGCUUAAAUGAAGUUGCUUAGGACCCUGUCCAGUUGAGUUAUGAAUAUCUCUGAGAAUGGAGAUACCACAGCCUCUUCAGGGCAAACUGCUUCAAUGUUUGACUAGACCCCAACUUAAUAAUUUUUUGCUCUUAUCUAACUGAAAAUUGCCUUGCAACUCGUCUGUUGCCUCUUGGUCUGUCACUGAGACUUCCACAGUGAAUUUGACUUGGUGUCCCCUUUAGCCUCCUUUUUAUUCUUAGUGUGUUGUGCUGUGCUAAGCAGUAACAUCUGUUGAAACUACAAUUUUCAUGUAGUUGAGAUGUGACAGGAAUGUAUUUCUUAACAGGAUUCACUAGCAGGUUUAAGCACAGUUCUGACCUUUGGCUGCCAUCGUGACUUACUCAGGUUGGUAUCUGAUAAAUCAGUUGGUUUUCUUUGACUGAAGAGUGGAGAUGUUCCAGUUUUUCUUUCCUGGAUGUUUAUAUUUCUUUGAGCAUGGAAACAGAAUGAUAUUUUAAUUGUAUCUGAAUACUUCUAUGAUGAGACUUACAAGCAUUUUAUAUUAAUAAUUAACCAUUUCUUAGUUGAGAAAAAAUCAGAUUUAUUCAUAGAACUCUAUCAGUUAUCUGAAAAGGUGGUAAGUAGAAGUUUAAAUUAAUAAUUAACCAAUUGCAAAAUAAUGACCUUUAGUUAAAGAACACAUUCUGACUUAACAAACUGUUAAAAAUCCUUAAAAGUAGAUGUCUUGAUAAUCACAUAUUCCAAUAGUGAAGUUGUAUGAAAUCUUACAUAGUUAUACAUGUGUUACCAUUGAUGUUGUAGCAAAAUACUAUAUGUUAAAUAGGAUUUGGUUUCUUAGUAACUUUGAGUUAUUAAGGCUUUAAUAGCACUGCCUUUAGAUAAUUAGAGGAAUAUUUGAGAUGUACCUUCUAAGAGGACAAGAACAAAGUUCCUUAUUUAUUUGAUGUGUAUUUUCAAUUUAGGGUGUACAGAGUGAUCAGAUUUAUUUGGAAAGUUUUUCACCCAUUCAUGAACAUAAUGAUCAGAAGAUUGAGCUAACUUUCUUUCAAUGACAGAGAAAAAAGUGGAAGCUAGAAACUGAGUGGAGCUAAAGGGCCACAGAUGAAAGGACAUGAACAUUUCUGAAGGUGUGAGAUGUGUCUGACAGUGACCUCCUAACCUUGUGAAGUACUUACCCUACUAGAGGACGGUGUUACUUUCCCUGCUGAUAAUGCAGCUCCAUGGAGGACAGUAAUGCUUGGAUAAGCAUGCGCGAGGAUCGCUCCUUCCACGUGCGAUACAGGAUGGAGGCUUCCUGCCUGGAGCUGGCUCUGGAAGGUGAGCGCCUGUGCAAAGCAGGAGAUUGCCGGGCUGGUGUGUCGUUCUUUGAAGCCGCUGUCCAGGUUGGGACUGAAGAUUUACGUACCCUGAGUGCUAUUUACAGCCAGCUGGGCAAUGCCUAUUUCUACCUGCAUGAAUAUGCAAAGGCCUUGGAAUACCACCACCAUGAUUUAACUCUUGCAAGGACAAUUGGAGAUCUACUGGGAGAAGCUAAAGCGAGUGGGAAUCUGGGCAACACCUUAAAGGUACUUGGGAAUUUUGAAGAAGCUAUCGUUUGCUGUCAAAGACAUCUGGAUAUUUCCAGAGAGCUUAAUGAUAAGGUUGGAGAAGCAAGAGCACUGUAUAAUCUGGGAAAUGUGUAUCACUCUAAGGGGAAAAACGUAGCUAGUGCGGGGACUCACGAUCCAGGGGACCUUCCAGAUGAUGUGAAAAAUGCUUUACAAAAAGCUGCAAAUUAUUAUGAGGAAAAUCUGACAAUAGUAACAGAGCUGGGUGACAGAGCAGCACAAGGACGUGCCUUUGGAAAUUUGGGAAACACACACUAUCUUCUGGGCAACUUCAGGAGUGCAGUUUUAGCCCAUGAACAGCGUCUCCUAAUUGCAAAAGAAUUUGGUGAUAGAUCAGCGGAAAGAAGAGCAUACAGCAACCUUGGAAACGCCUACAUAUUCCUGGGGGAAUUUGAAACUGCUUCAGAAUACUACAAGAGGACACUGCAGCUGGCUCGGCAGCUGAAGGACAGAGCCGUGGAAGCACAGGCCUGCUACAGCCUCGGGAACACGUACACUCUGCUCCAGGACUACGAGAAAGCCAUCGAUUAUCAUCUGAAACACCUGGUGAUUGCUCAGGAAUUAAAUGAUAAAAUUGGUGAAGGAAGAGCCUGCUGGAGUUUAGGGAACGCAUAUACUGCUCUGGGAAACCAUGACCAAGCUAUCCACUUUGCAGAAAGGCACCUGGAAAUUUCAAGAGAGGUAGGAGACAGAAGUGGAGAACUCACUGCCAGACUUAAUCUCUCAGAUCUUCAAAUGGUUCUUGGAUUAAGCUACAGUACAAACAACUCCAUGAUGUCAGAAAGCCAUGUGGUAGAAAACAGUUUCAAUGGUACCAGACCGAGAGCUGGACGUCGUCACAGCAUGGAGAACAUGGAACUUAUGAAAUUAACCCCAGAAAAGGUUCAGAACUGGAACAGUGAGAUUCUUGCUAAACAGAAACCACUGGUUGCCAAACCUUCAGCAAAACUGCAUUUUGUAAAUCGACUAAAAGGCAAAAAGUACAAAACCAGCACCACUUCCAAAGUUUUGCAGGAUGCCAGUAAUUCUAUUGAUCAUCGACUUCCCAACUCCCAGAGGGUAGGUCUGGUGAGCUGUGGAGAUCAUCACCUUCACUCAUCUUUGUCUGAUCAGAAUUAUGGAAAACACAUUCCUGCAACUGUCCAUUUCACUUUAACUUCAUUUAAACACUGUGGCUCUGUAAAACAUGCAGAAUCUUCCAUUCUACAGCUGUCUCAUGGGUGGUGCCAGCUUUAAGCUUUUCCUAACACUGAAACCAUUGUAUUCUUCAUGGAUUUUCUAAAGUUAGAGAUCAGCUUAUUUCUAAGUCUCUUCUAGACACUGCUUCUCUAAACUUAACAAAAUCUAGUUUCUCUGAUUCAGGCAGUGGGAGAUAUUUUGGACAUUUUAGAUUAUUGCACUCUUGACAGAACUCAGUUAAAAAUAAAAGGCAUUUGAUCAUAAACCUGAGGAGACAAUGGAAACUGUUCAUUGCUGUUCUUGUUGCUUUUCUUCCGUCAUGGGCAUUUGGGUUUUUUUCAGUGGAUUAAUGGCUGAGGAGGAAUAACUCCAGCUGUACCAUGAUCCAAGCACUGUUUCUUUCCAUGUGAGAGAAUGAAAUGUAAGGUAUAAUAUAUUACACCUUACAAAAAUGCUGCCAUAUUGUUAUAUCUCCUGUUAUGAUAAAUCUCUGUCUAUAGAAAGGGAUGACUAAAAAAAUUUAUUUUAACAGAUUUCAGAUACACAAAUAUGAAACAGGACUGGACUAAACUCUGAUGCAGUUGUCCCAGCUUUAGGUACUCUUAAGUUCC
Messenger RNA from Chiroxiphia lanceolata (lance-tailed manakin), 4204 nucleotides. RefSeq names its product G protein signaling modulator 2 (gene GPSM2). NCBI's taxonomy places the organism in Eukaryota, Metazoa, Chordata, Aves, Passeriformes, Pipridae. Gene Ontology annotation, molecular function: protein binding; GTPase regulator activity. The record is from RefSeq and is a predicted model, not a curated record. The coding region runs from base 2028 to 3650 and encodes 540 amino acids. The transcript has 13 exons.